This is a messenger RNA of Danio rerio (zebrafish), 1041 nucleotides long. The record is from RefSeq and is a predicted model, not a curated record. Lineage: Eukaryota; Metazoa; Chordata; Actinopteri; Cypriniformes; Danionidae.
UUUCACUCUUUCAGGAAAAAGUGCACCAGAUGUGCCAGCUGAAAGAAGAAAACCGAACACUACAACGAUGUACCAGACAUUACAGAGAAAGAGAGAUGAUGAUCAAGUUUGUCUUAAUCAUAAUCUCCAGCUGCUGUUGAUCGGCAGAAGUGCAUCUGGGAAAAGCAUCACAGGAAACAUCAUGUUCAAUGAUUCAGUGUUUGAGUCCAGAAUAAGCUCUUCAUCAGUGACGAGAGUCAGUCAAACACACACUGCAUCUGUCAAUAACCGCAGUGUGAUGGUAGUCGAUACUCCAGACUUCAGAUUCUCCACACACACUGACUUUGACUCAGACUCUGAGCUGAAGAGAGCUCUUCAGUUAUGUGUAUCAGGAGCUCAUGUUAUUCUGCUCUUUCUGUCUUUAAGCACCUUCACUGAGCAGGACCAAGAGUUCAUCCACUGGUUUGAGCAGAAGUUUGGUGCUGAAGCUCUCAGAUUUACUCUGGUGCUCUUCACUCACGCAGAUAAACCACACAUGAGGACACUAGCAGAAAUGAUUAGGAGAAACACCCAAUUAUCUGAUUUCAUUAAUCGAUGCGGUCGCAGAUAUCAUGAGUUUAACAUUAAAGCUCCAGCAAACAGACGACAGGUGACUGAACUGAUGGAGAAAGUAGAAAGACUGGUGUCUGAGAACUCACACUCCUGCUACACACUGGAGAUGAUGGAGGACGAGGAGAAGAGGAGAAAAGAGAAGGAGAGAAGAGAGAGGGAGGAGAAAGAGAGAGAACGUCAGAUUACAUUAGAGAGAGUCAGACAAGAGACAGAGAUACGAGUCAGGAGAGAAUAUGAGGAGGCGAAACAGUGGCAAGAAGAGGAGAAGAAGAAAGAGAGAGAACGUCAGAUUACAUUAGAGAGAGUCAGACAACAGGCAGAGAUACGAGUCAGGAGAGAAUAUGAGGAGGAGAAACAGAGGAGAGAGAAUAGGGAUAGUGAAUAUGUGAGAGAAUAUGGGACAAAAAAAGAAUCAUGUAUUUUAAAUUGAUUCAGUUCAAUUUAAGUUUA